CUCGUCCUCCAGAUCUCAGGCCGAUCGCCCCCAUCUGAUCCGUGCCCAGAUCCAUCCCGUCGUCCGCAUCGCACAUCUGCUCACGCAUGCUUUCAAGCUGAGCCAUGCCGGUCGUUCAAUUCCUGCUGCGUGCGGCUCUGCCGGCCCGCAGGGCUGCCCCGCCGAAUCUGAGUAGCUGCGCCAAGGUCGCUCUCCCUCCAUUGCGAUUUCCUCGCAGCGACCGCCUCUAUGCAUCCCAGCCCAAUCUCCCUAUCCAGAACAUCCGCAAUCUUGGAAUCAUAGCCCACAUUGAUGCUGGCAAGACCACAAGCACCGAGCGCAUGCUCUUUUAUGCUGGACACACCAGCAAAAUUGGAGACGUCGAUAAAGGCUCGACCGUCACCGACUACCUCCCCCAAGAACGUGAGCGCGGCAUCACCAUCCAGUCGGCAUGCAUUCCGCUCGCCUGGAAGGAUCAUCUAAUCAACCUGAUCGACACUCCCGGACACGUCGACUUCACCAUGGAGGUCGAACGAUCGAUUCGGGUGUUGGACGGCGCCGUCGUGAUCCUCGAUGCCGUCUCGGGCGUGGAGGCCCAAACCGAGACCGUCUGGAAGCAAGCCAAUCGUUACCAAGUUCCCCGCAUCGCCUUUGUCAACAAAAUGGAUCGGGAAGGCGCUAAUUUUGUGCGCUCCGUCCGGUCCAUGGAGAAGCGUCUCGGAGGCUGGGGCAUUUCGUUGCCGGUACAGUGGCCCGUCGUCAUGGACGAGAGCCACUCGGCCUCGGGCAUCGGCAGUGGCGGUCCGGCCUUUGAAGGCGUUAUCGACCUGGUUUCGAUGGAGCGCCUGGAUUGGUCCAGAGACCCAACCGGCCGCAUCGUCCGGCGUGAAAAGCUCGAGACUGGACCUGGCCAAAAGGAGCGCCUCUUUGAUGAGGCCACUGCUGCCCGGCAAAAGAUGGUCGAAACCCUGGCCGAGUUGGAUGACGAGCUUAUGGACCUCUUCCUCGAAGCCGACGGGGACAUGUCCAAAAUCUCGACAGGGGCCCUACAUGCGGCCCUGCGUCGACUAACGCUUGCCGGCAAAGUCGUCCCUGUCUACUGCGGUGCCUCCUUCCGAAACAUUGGCGUGCAGACGGUCAUGGACGGCGCCAUCCACUACCUCCCAUCUCCCGUCGAUCGCCCAGCCCCCGAGGGCAUUAUUCGCAAGACCGGCGAGUCCGUGCCUGUGCACCACUCCGACCCCAGCCUGUGCGCCUUGGCCUUCAAGAUCAUACACGAUCCCAAGCGAGGCACCAUGGUCUUUGUGCGUGUUUACUCUGGAACUCUUGCGGCUCGGUCGGUGCUCAAGAAUGUCACCCGCAACGAGAAGGAACGUGGCAGCAAGCUUCUGCAGAUCUACGCUGAUGAUUUCGAGGAAAUCCCCGAGUGCUCUGCCGGCAACGUGUGCGCCAUUCUGGGCCUCAAAGUGACCAAGACCGGCGACACUCUCUGUCAGAGCAACGACCACCGUGGUUUGGAACUGCAUCCAAUCCCGGUCCCACCGCCGGUCUUUGUGCGCUCGAUCGAGGCCUCGUCUGUCUCGGAGGAGAAGGCCUUGACCGAGGCAUUGGAGAUACUGCAGCGCGAAGAUCCUUCACUCCACGUCAGUGUUGAUGAGGGAACUGGGCAGACGUUGAUCUCGGGAAUGGGCGAAUUGCACCUCGAAAUCCUCGCCGAGCGACUCAAGGAGCGCAAAGUCAGCUGCGAGAUGGGACAGGUGCGCAUCAACUACCGCGAGACGAUCCAAGACGAGCACACUGAGACCUACCUGUAUGACCGCGAGGUCUUUGGCAAAAAGUCCAAGGCCCAGGUCAGCUUGCGAAUCACCCCCCGACAAAACCCCGACGACAAUGUUGAGCACCCCGGGCUGCUUCCGAUCGGCGACGACGACGGCAACCUUGUUCUGGCCGGUGUUGAUGCCUCCAGGGUAUCUGGUCACGGAACCGAGGCUGGAUUCCCCGGGCUCGACGAUAUCUCGGCCGCUCUCUAUGGUGGCAUCCAGGGAGCACUCAGCCGCGGCCCGCUGCUCGGUUUCCCAAUCACGAAUGCCAGAGUCGAAGUCACCCAUGUUCAGCUAUAUACUCCAGAGCUGUCAACGCUGCCAGCGAUUCGAGCGGCUGCCCAGAAGGCCACUCAGCUGGCCAUCAAGACCCUGGCUCCCAAGCUUCUAGAACCCAUCAUGAAUGUCAAGAUAUGCGUGCCCGCGAAGCUGGUCGGCGCAGUGGCCAAGGAUGUUUCGGGUGUGCGUCGCGGUGAAAUCAUUACGCUCGACGGCAUGGAUGCCCAGGGUGACACAGACGACUUUGCCUACCGCAUAAUCGAGGCCAAGAUUCCGCUGAACGAGAUGGUAGGCUAUUCGACAGCUCUGCGUGGGCUCACCGCUGGCAACGGCACGUUUUCCAUGACCCUACAAGGCUACGGAUUGAUGGCAGCGGAUCGCGCCCGUGACGUUGUGGAGGAAGUACGUGGAUUCUAAGCGCACCCAGGUUGUUCGAAUACGGUGCUACGAGUGUUUAGUAGAUCUGGCCAUUUGUCCCGGUCAGUCGAAUUGAUUGCUAUGUCAAGAGAGCAUUGAUGAAUAAACUCUGUGCAACUGCCAUGCAGCAAUGUAA
Polychytrium aggregatum is the source of this 2631-nucleotide messenger RNA. RefSeq names its product P-loop containing nucleoside triphosphate hydrolase protein. Gene Ontology annotation, cellular component: mitochondrion. Gene Ontology annotation, molecular function: GTP binding; GTPase activity; translation elongation factor activity. The record is from RefSeq and is a predicted model, not a curated record. Bases 105 to 2495 code for a protein of 796 amino acids. The transcript has 3 exons. Gene Ontology annotation, biological process: ribosome disassembly; mitochondrial translation. NCBI's taxonomy places the organism in Eukaryota, Fungi, Chytridiomycota, Chytridiomycetes, Polychytriales.